AUGUUAGAGAUGGAGAAAUAAAUAAAUGGGUAAUUUAUGGUUAUGAUAAAGGAGGGAAUGAUCUAAAGGUUUUGGGAAACGGAGAUGGAGGACUUGAUGAAUUACAAGAGGAAUUUAAUGAUGGUAAAAUUCAAUAUGCUUAUGUGAAAGUAAAGGAUCCCAAUUCAGAAUUACCUAAAAUUGUACUUAUUGGUUGGAGCGAUGUUGAACCAUCAUAUAUAAUGAAACGUAUCGAAAAGAGUGGUGGAUCUAAGUACUCUGUUAAUGUUGAUAAAAAUGCACCACCACCAAAGCCAGAACCUAUUUUACCAGUGCCUGUUCAAAUACCAAAUAUUACUGAAAUCCAACGAAAUGCUCCUCGAGAGAGGAUCGAACCUGUGGUACCAGAUAUAAGUGAAUUACAACGAAGUGCACCUCAAGAAAAAAUUGAGCCUGUCCGUUCCGCAUAUCAACCUGUAAAACCCCCCAAACCAAAACCGAUUAAUAGUGCACGUUUGGCGUUCUUAAAUGCUGGGAAAGAAACAGAACCAGAAAAUACAUAUCGAAAAGACCGUGAAGAUCGUGAAAGAGCUGAGCGCGAGAAGGCCAAACGUGAAGAGCAGGAACGCCUGCGACAAGAACGCGAAAUAGCUGAACGUGAAGAACGUGAGAGAGCUGAACGUGAAGAACGUGAAAGAGCUAAACGUGAAGAGCAGGAACGCUUGCGACAAGAACGCGAAAUGGCUGAACGUGAAGAACGGGAACGUAAGCGAUUAGAACGUGAAAGAGCUGAACAUGAGGAACAGGAACGCGAACAAUUGGAGCGCGAGGAAUGGGAACGUGAACAAUUAGAACGAGAAAGAGCUGAACAGGAGGAGCGUGAACGUACAGAACAACUAAGACGAGAGCGAGAAGAACAAAAAAGAUUAGAUGAAGAAAAACAACGUGCAGAAAAAGAAAGAUUGAGACGACAAAGAGAGGAAGAGGAGGAGUUGCUUAGGCAAGAACGCUUGAAAUUAGAAGCUACAGAAACCCAAACCCUUUCAGCACGUGUUCUUUAUCCCUAUGAUGCUGAAGGCGAAAUAAUUGUAAACAUCAGCCAAAUAGAUGACGGUUGGUGGCAAGGUGAAAGUAAGGAUGGUUCUCGUUAUGGGUUAUUCCCUGCAGUCAUUUUGACUAAUGCAAAUAUUACCAAACAUUAUGGACUAAAAUUUAAUAUUUUCUUGCAUCAAUCGGCCAAAGCCCUCUAUGAUUAUGAUGCCGGUGAGGAUAAUGAAAUUUCAUUUAAGGAGGAUGAUAUUAUCAAUGAUAUUGAAUUUGUAUCGGAUGAUUGGUGGCAAGGUACAUCACCAGAUGGUGUAAUUGGACUCUUCCCGGGUAAGUAA
This is a messenger RNA of Racocetra fulgida, 1364 nucleotides long. The record is from the annotation of a GenBank genome assembly. NCBI's taxonomy places the organism in Eukaryota, Fungi, Glomeromycota, Glomeromycetes, Diversisporales, Gigasporaceae.